GAUUGUUUCCAGGGGAGCUGGCCAGGAGGUCGGGAGAUCAUGUCAUAUUCUAGAGUUCAAAGGGAAGAAAGUUAUGGUAAGUAUGCAGCUUUGUAUGUAAUCAUUAAGGUUACAGGAUAACUUUACAUAUUCUUGUAGGUUUCUAGCGUAGAAAUAGAUCUGUCGUCAGGAAGUGUUCCAAAUACCCUAAUACAUGAAUUCAUUAACCAUUGCAUUUGAGUUUUGAAAAUUGUGUAUAUUUUAUGCCAUAUCUUACUCUAUUUUCAGUUGGAUUUUGGGAUACAUCCUGGAUACAAUGGUCUUGACAGUUUACCGUUUGUCGAUGAAAUAGAUGCAGAAGAAAUUGAUCUUUUGCUUAUCAGCCAGUAAGAGCAGUACUGUACAUAUUAAAACAUUUCAAGGCAGGGUCCGAAAUUUAAAAGAUACCAGGAUUCGGGUUUGAGUAUCUGAGAAUUCAGUAUGCUUACCAUAAAAUUUCGCAUUAUGUGUUUGAAAUUGUGUAAUAUUUUUGGCACGAAUGCCUGUCACUCCUAAUUUGCAUGUUGUUAUUGUAAAAAAAGUAAAAUUUCAGCAGCUAUUAUGAAAGUUUUGCUGUUUGAUUUCAUGUAACGUAAAAGCUAUAAAAGGUAUCGCGAUGAAAUAAAGAUCAUUGGAUUCAGAAAGGACUAACUUAGAUUUUGAUAUAUAACACUUGAAUUUGCAUGCAAUGUUGAGCAAGAUACAACUGUUCGAAUUUGGAAUGCGUUUUAGGAAUUGGUGAAAACCGGUAAAAUUUGGCUAAUUAAACUAAUUUCAAACAAUAUUUGGCAUUUUCACAAACAGUAGUUCAAUGUUUAAACAUCAUUCAAAAACUCAUUAAUAAUUAAUGAGGAAAACACAAAGAGAAAUCAUAAGCGUGGCGUGUCUUUAUAUGUGAUAAAACACGCUUCAAAUUUCAACUUGUAUUUUCUCAGCUAAUACAAAGUUAUUUUGGAAAAUUAUUUCGCCAAUGCCGUGAUCUAACUGAGACGUUUUUGAAGCUGUUUAAUAAACUCGUAGUUCGUGUUUUAUCACAUAUAAAACACUCCGCUACUAUUAAACAGUACAUAACGCAGUCAAUAUUGCAUGUAAAUUCAAGUGUUAUAUAUCAAAAUUUAAGUCAGUCCUUUGUUAAUGCAAUGAUCUUUAUUUCAUUGCGAUAGCUUUUAUAGAUUUUACGUUACAUAAAACAUGUCCAGUUUUUUGGGGACACACGCGGUAUAAUAAUCAAUUAGAAGAGUUUUUACAUUGAUAGUGUACUGUACAUGGUAAAUCUUUAAGAACCAUUCAAAAACCCAUCAGUAGAAAUUUAAAACUUUUUCCUGUGAUAGCCCACCCUGAAUAUCUCUGCUAUUGCUACAAAUAUAUUAAUAAUAAUUAUGGAUGUACAUUUUGUUUAAAGUUUUCACUUGGAUCAUUGUGGCGGUUUACCGUGGUUCCUUGAAAAGGUAAAGGAUAUAUAUAGAAUAUUUUGAUUGAUAAAACUCGUCUUGUUGCGUCAAGAGAGGGGUCACGCUAAUUUUUCAUCUUGAGAGUAAGCGAUCAAUAUGGGUUCAAAACUUCGUUUCUGGUUGCUGUCUGAAAUUUAGAAACCAUUAAAAACAUUUCAGACAAUUUUGGAUUAUUACUUGGCUCAAUAGCCACCUUAAUUCCAACGUCUAAAGCAGUUGGCGCAUGAAAUGUUCACCUUCUAAACUGGCCCUAAGAUGUUCUAAACUGCAUGUUUAGUUACAAGUUCCGUAAGGCCCAUUUAUAUAUUUGCUUUAAUUUUUACAGACAACAUUUAAAGGACGCGUGUUCAUGACUCAUCCUACCAAGGCUAUUUAUAGGUACGGAACAUUUUUUGAAAUGUAUUAAAAUAAAAAAAGUACUGUAGCGUACAUUUGAUAGUAAUUUGUGCAGUAUUUGAAAGCUUAGUACCAUAGAUAUCUUAUAUACACUAGAUAGCGCAUUUCUUUUAGUAAAAUUGAAGCCAACAAUAUUCCAGCGGUUACCCCCAUUUGAAUAGAUGGCGGCCAUGUUGGUCGUUCCCACUUGCUAAUAAACGCUUAAAAACAACAAUAAUUUUCAUCAUUUGAAUAUUUUAAAAACGAAUUUGGAAUAGGGUUAACUUAAUGUUUAAGUUCCCUGUUUAAGAAAUAGAAAACAUACGAAUCUUCUAAUUUCAUGGGAACGACCUGAGACUGCAAUCACGGCUUCAAUUUUUGAACUUCAGAAUAAUUAGAUGCACUAUCUAGUGUAUAUAAGAUAUCUAUGCUUAGUACUCAUUACUUAUUUAAUGAAAAUCUGCCUACCAAUAUCUACCAAUUUUGACACUUCGGAAUGGGUCAUAUUUCGCUUUUGAACUGCGCCGUUUAAACUGUAAAUCAGGGAUUGAAACCAAAGUCGGUAAAAUCGUAACAACCUUGCCGAUAUUAUCAGACUUGUUACAAGGUUAUUCCAAUAAGUCCGAUACAGUCAUGAUAUAACAUUAUUGUUACAACCUUGUGUCGUCAACCUUGUAACAUUCUUCUUAUAUUUUGAUUGUAUCAGACUUAUUAGAACAACCUUGCAACAAGUCUGAUGAUGCCAUCAAGCUUGUGCCAAGUUGUGAAACAGCUUGUUUCAAACUCGUUACAACAACUGGGAACAAGCAGUGCGAACACAACUUGUCGACAGCUUGUGAACAGAUUUGUAACAACUUGUGCGUUUUUAAGAGUGUAGCAGGCGAUCUAGAGAUAAUUGGUACGUCAUGAUAAUGAGCCCGCAAUAAAAAUAUACCUUUCGAAAUAACAAUAGAAACUGAAAGUUCUUGAUAUAGCUUUGGUGAUUGAACGAACUCCUGGUCGAAGUGAGUCAUUAUCGAGCAAUAAAAUAAUCGUUAAAGUCAAUUUCCUUGCUUUUCAGAUGGCUCUUGUCGGAUUUUGUAAAAGUUAGGUAAGUUGACAAGAUACAGAACGUCUCCCCUUUUCCCUUAAAACGAACAGCUGUUUCAGAAUGAACCGCGUUUUGCUGCUCGACGUGAUAAACUUCUUACCUCUGCUCUACAAGUUAAACUGAAGAUGUUUUUAUUUCUCAUUUUAUUUUACAUUUCGUAAAAUAAACAUGCUUUUAAAUCUCGCGCUUCUGAAACCUUGCUGACGUUUUGGUGUUUGCAACAAAACCAAAGACAAACCAUUGGUAUUGUUCUUUGUUUAGUAAUAUGACUGCUGACCAAAUGUUAUUCACUGAAAAAGACUUGGAAAAAAGCAUGGAUAAAAUUGAAACCGUUCAUUUCCAUGAGGUAACAUUAAUACAACUUAAACUGCCGCUGAAGUACGGUUGAAAUUACUAUUAUACAGCUAAUUCAAAAACGGUUGUCUUUUGCAAAUCUUAAACUUUAUUAUCUAAGCGUGCAAAGCAUAAUCAUGGGAGCAUCAUUUAAUCAGUUUAGAAAUCAUAUAUGGGGCCCAUUUCUUAGAGCUCUUUCCUUAUGAGAACAAUUCAUUCACAAAUAUGUAGCUGUAAUAUUCAACUACUAAGCUUGAAACUUGUGCCCCCAUUACGCUUUGCGCGUUUAGAGUUUAAAAUUUAGAGUUUGAGGUUCGCAAAGGACGACUUUUUUUACUUGGCUGUAUAUUUAGAUAUAAAUGUUCAAAUUACCAUUAAAAUAUUGAUUAAUAAUUCACGAGGAAAAUACAAAAGAAAUGAAUGUUUAAUCGAUGUUUGUAAAUCGGAUAAAGAUUUGUCCUGAUUUACAUAAUCUUUAUCUUUGAUUUUCUCGGCUUAGACAAUGUUUACUUUUAAAAUUACUUCGCCAAUGAAUUCAUAAGAUGGGUCAUUUUUUAAGUACGAUAAAACAUUCGCAUCCGAUCUUUAUCUAUGAUAUAAUAGUUUUGUUUGUGGAAACACCACGUAAAUUUAUUACUGCAAAGCUUUCGAUCCGUAAGCCCGGAUCUUUAUCAGUACUAAUAAUAUGUCUCGCGCUUCGGCUCGAGUUUGUAUAUCAGAUACAGAUCGGCUCCUCAUGUUUUAUCUAGUACUUAUAUAUUUAGCUGUGAAUGUUGAUAACAAAUUGGUUAUUAGAAACCUGAAAUAUUGAUUUAUCAUUCUGCCACUACUACUACUAAGCUUGAAACUUGUGCUCCCAUUACGCGCGUUUAGAGUGUAAAAUUUAGAGUUUAAAGGUUCGCAAAGGACAACUUUUUUUUACUUGGCUGUAUAUUCAGAUAUAAAUGUUCAAAUUACCAUAAUGUAUUUAGCUAUAAAUGUUGAUAACAAAUUGGUUACUUAAUGCAUAUAGUGGAUAAUAUUAUCAUUUGGCAAAAAAUUAAUAUAGUGGACAAAAAAAUAUUUUUAAAAAAUUGAGAGGCAUAAAUUCAGUAAAGAUUUCGGCAAAAAAUUGCCACGUAAGUAUAGAUAUGUGGACAUAUUAUUUUCUUCCUUUAUAGGAAAAAGAAGUGAAUGGCAUUAAAUUCUGGUGUUAUCAUGCUGGCCAUGUGUUAGGGGCGUCCAUGUUUAUGAUUGAAAUUGCAGGGGUUAAG
Paramuricea clavata is the source of this 4520-nucleotide messenger RNA. NCBI's taxonomy places the organism in Eukaryota, Metazoa, Cnidaria, Anthozoa, Malacalcyonacea, Plexauridae. The record is from the annotation of a GenBank genome assembly.